Molecule: messenger RNA, 1879 nt
Organism: Fomitopsis serialis
Lineage: Eukaryota; Fungi; Basidiomycota; Agaricomycetes; Polyporales; Fomitopsidaceae
Exons: 10
Coding region: 395-1669 (424 amino acids)
Molecular function (GO): catalytic activity
Source: RefSeq, a predicted model, not a curated record
UCGCCCCCUCUGCUUGGCUCCCGGGCGUAAUGCCGCUCACGAUCAUAUCCUGGGGAGCGCAUAUAUGCUGCUGCUAGUCCGCGAAGAGCACAUCGGUACCAUGAUGUAGCGUUAGCGCGCAAUAUACCUGCGUACCUCAUUGUAGACGCAUAUAUGCGCUGUCUGCCGUGUAGAGCGACCUACCAUCCUCUUCCGCAUGCCUAGAACCCAACUGAUCUCCAAGACAGCAUCCCCGACAUCAUCCAACACCACUACGACUGCAUCAUCCGCGCCGAGCACGAGGUCUUCCUCGCGACCAACUACUGGCAGGCGUCCAAGUCCGCGACGAAGAUAAGCGACGCGUUCAUCGAGCUCUCCAAGCGCGCGGAGAACGCGGCAAGAGGGUGUCGUGAAGAUGAUGUACGACCGCGCGAACCUGAAGAUGCUCACGGAGAGCCACCUGUUCGUGGACGAGGCCGAGUGGACGUCGGACGCGGAGAUGCCGUGGGUGGACUUCCAGCUGGUCAACUUCCAUCAGCCGGUGCUCGGGACGUUCCACUGCAAGUUCAUGAUCGUCGACCGCAAAAUGGCGAUCCUCUGCUCGAACAACAUUCAAGAUCGGGCGAACAUGGAGAUGAUGAGCCACCUCGAGGGCCCGAUCGUCGACAGCAUGUACGACACCGCUCUAAUCUCGUGGUACAAGGCGAUGAACCCGCCGCUCCCGCUCGUCGGCCGGCCGUACCAGCCGCCGGAGGGCGGGUACAAGUUCGGGGUGGAGAACGAGUAUGCGACGACGCAUAUAUUGGAUGGGAGCAGGGGCGAGGAGAUCUUCAAGGCGAUGAGGGAGAAAGACGAGCAGGCGAGGGACGAGGACGAGGCGAAGACGAACGAGGAGACGAAGGGCGAUGGACGGGUGUUCAUCAGUGGCAAGUAUGAGACAAUCACGGACCAUAUCAACGCGGGCGACCAGACCACACAGGCCACUGAGCAAUUCGACCCCUCGCGCGAGUUCACUCCGCACAUCGUCCACGCGCCCCAUGAAGAGGUGCCCAUGGUCCUCGUCAACCGAUCACCCUAUGGCAAGCCCGUAAACGAAGAGCGUGCGCUACUCUGCCCACAGGCGGCAGCGUGGCUCGCGGCCCUCAGGCAUGCCGCGAGAAGCGCGGCGCCGAUCGUCGAUGCGGUGCUGAGCGCGGUGCGGCGCGGGAUCGAGGUCACGUUGUAUGUCGACGUGGGAUUCAAUGAUGGCGGCGAGGCGCUGCCUUUGCAGGGAGGGACCAACGAGGAGGUGGAGCAGGAGAAGGAGAGGCUGAAGUAUUACUGGUACACUGCCCGGGACCAGUGCAAGCCGAUCAAUGCGCACCUGCAGCAGAGGAAUUGCCAUGUCAAACUUAUGGUCAUUGAUGACGAAGUUGGCAUCAUGGGCAAUGGAAACCAAGACGUGCAAUCAUGGUACCAUUCCUCGGAGGUGAACGUCAUGGUCGACAGCCACACGAUCUGCCGCGAGUGGCUCGACUCGAUCGAGCGCGUGCAGAACACGCACCUGCACCGCGUUGGCCACGACGGUGUGUAUCGUGACGCGCAAGGUGUGGAACUGCAGGACUCGACGGGCGUCACGAAGGGCGUGAAGGGCUUGGUCAAGGGCAUUCAGGGUAGUAUUGCGAGGGUGAGAGGAACGGGUGGAUUCUGAGCCCAAUUUGGCGGAGUUCGAGGUAUGCGAGGUAUGCGAAGCAUGUUGAUGUGCUUAUAUCGAGGGUUGACUGUUCCGAUGCUAGGGGCAAUUGGACUGAAGCACUGAGAUACCAUAUAUUGUAUUUCCCGCGGGAUUGUAUUACACUGACGAGCGAGACAUGUCGAAAUGACAUACUGUAUCUAUGUACGACUCGUGCUCCACUGUUCA